AUGAUCUUUAAGGUCCUCUUGGUCGCAGCCGCCGUCUGUCUCGGCCGGGUGUCUCCGUAGAGAUACCAAGCCUUGGGCGUCCUGCAGCCACAGACUUCUCGCGAUCUGGGCGACUACGAGAACAUAGUCGCAGCCACCAUCGACGUGUUGCCAGAAAUCUUUAAGGUCUUCAGCAAGGUCACGGAGGCCCAGGGCAAGGCUAAUGAACCCCAGAUCAUCCAUCGCUUCAUGUUGGACUUCAUGCCUAUCACACGGAAGGUCAUGGAGGCCACGGAGAAGGCGGAGGGCACCAAGAUCCCGGAGGACAUGUACCACCGCUUCAACGCCGCCGAGAGGGUCAUGCCGCACGUGGUCACCUUCAUGAAUCAGUUCAUGGGCAUGGACUUCUUCGGACUCUCCACCACCACGAGGAGGCCCACGGAAAGUCUGUAGUGAAGCCAUUCGCUCGCCUUCGUAUGAGGUCUGUAGCAGUUCCCUUAUGCACUGCCAUUGCCCCUUUCUUUCCUCUUUCCCUUGUGUUUGUUACGUUUCCAAUCACAUUUGUGUUCAUACCCAAACAGUUUAUGUUAAAACUGUCUGUCCGAGCUUUAUGAAACUGUAUACUAUACAAGUAAAAUAUAUAAAUAUAACAUUG
Messenger RNA from Penaeus monodon (black tiger shrimp), 634 nucleotides. RefSeq lists its product as uncharacterized. The record is from RefSeq and is a predicted model, not a curated record. Lineage: Eukaryota; Metazoa; Arthropoda; Malacostraca; Decapoda; Penaeidae.